Messenger RNA from Papaver somniferum (opium poppy), 2218 nucleotides. Its product is annotated as probable protein phosphatase 2C 27. Gene Ontology annotation, biological process: protein dephosphorylation. The transcript is spliced from 4 exons. The coding region runs from base 782 to 1942 and encodes 386 amino acids. The record is from RefSeq and is a predicted model, not a curated record. Lineage: Eukaryota; Viridiplantae; Streptophyta; Magnoliopsida; Ranunculales; Papaveraceae. Gene Ontology annotation, molecular function: protein serine/threonine phosphatase activity; cation binding.
GGAAGUUGGAUCUGUAGGGCAUUCCGGUCAAACAAGAAAAAAAUCCUUACUCUCAAAAGUCGACACGUGUCCGCACGUAUUUUACCUCCAAAACACUACUACUAGGAAUAUACCCCCAUAGCACCCUGAAAUCUCCGGUUUCGUUUCAUUCUUUCCACAAAACAUCUCUCUUUUCUUAGUUACGGACUUCCGUCAUUCAUUCAUAUACUGACAACCAAAUUAAAGGCAAGUAUUAGCUCUAAAUUUACAGUUGAUCUGAAAAUGCUGAUCUUAUUAAUGAUUUCUCGUUUUGUAAUCAUUAUGGAAGAUUCUAUAAAAUGAGAUCCUUUAUUACAUUUCUCACUUUCUUUAUUAUUAUCUGUUGGAUCAAUUGAAUUUGGUCAAUUAUUGUGUGUGUGAAUGAGGUUGAUUUUCAUGGAGAUAUAGAUGUGGUUUCGAAAUCUCUAGGUAUGAACAUUUGUCCAAGGAGUUGAUAGUUACGAGGUUCUUGUUUCUGUUGGAUGAAAAUCUUAGAAAUUUUGGGAUCUAGAGUCAAAUAUAACGGGAUUUUGAGGAUUAUGUGUUGAAUUUGGGUAAUUUGCACGCAAAUGUUUAAGCUGUGUUACCUACAUUUACGAUUAUUAGGUUUUGAAGGAUAGUGGUGAUCUGAGGAGUUUGAGGUCACAAUUUUGUUAAUUUGUUGGUAUUAUUACUGGGUUUGAAGUUGGAUAGAAUUAUAUUACCAGCUUAAGUUUGACUUUUUCGAGAUCAAGUUUAGUUUCAAGUGACAGAAAAGCAAAAUAUGGCAGCUGGAACACAUAUGUCGCCUCAAUUAAAUGGAUUAGAAAGUGGAUACAGCAAUGAAAGUAAAAAUUCAGUGGAAGAUGACAAUUCUGAGAUUCAGGAUAGCUUGAAACAAUUGAAUGCUGCGAAACCUCCAAGACACCUCUCAGUCAUGAGGCAUUGUACAAGUUCUGCCAAGUUGUCUGCACUUUCAGAAUUGGAAUUAGAUAUUGGGAGUGUUUGUUUAAAAUCACCUUCGGAUGUCAAAUCAGGGUUUUUACCUGUAUUUCGUUCAGGGAGCUGUUCUGAGAUAGGACCUAAGCAAUACAUGGAGGAUGAACAUAUAUGUGUAGAUAAUCUUGUUGAACAUCUCGGUGGAUCUGCCAACAUUCCUGCUCCAGGAGCUUUCUAUGGGGUGUUUGAUGGUCAUGGUGGAUCGGAUGCAGCAGCUUUUAUUAAAAAGCACAUUCUUACAUAUAUCACAGAGGAUGCUCAUUUUCCCAGUUGUGCAUCUAAGGCUGUUAAGAGUGCUUUCCUGAGAGCUGAUCAUGCAUUUGCUGAUGCUUGUUCUCUUGACAGCUCCUCUGGCACAACAGCACUGACUGCACUUAUGUUCGGAAGGACAAUGCUAAUUGCCAAUGUCGGGGACUGCAGAGCUGUAUUAGGGAAACGAGGUAGGGCGGUCGAGCUGUCCAAAGACCACAAACCAAACUGCACCUCUGAAAGAUUAAGGAUUGAGAAACUGGGUGGAAUCGUGUUUGAUGGGUAUCUUAAUGGGCAGCUAUCAGUAGCACGAGCAAUAGGUGAUUGGCACAUGAAGGGUCCAAAAGGAUCCACCGGCCCUCUGAGUGCCGAACCAGAACUCCACGAGAGUCUACUAACCGAAGAAGAUGAGUUCUUGAUUAUGGGUUGUGACGGAUUAUGGGAUGUUAUGAGUAGUCAGUGUGCAGUUACAAUCACAAGAAAAGAAUUAAUGCUUCACAACGAUCCUGAGAAAUGCUCAAAAGAAUUGGUAAAAGAAGCACUUAAGCGAAACACUUGUGAUAAUCUGACUGUUGUUGUUGUCUGCUUCUCUUCUGACCCACCUCCGAAAAUUGAGAUUCCUAAAACUCGAGUCCGAAGAAGUAUAUCUUUAGAAGGACUGAAUUUUCUCAAAGGAGUUUUGGACAGUAACGAAUGAUAACGAUGAAAUGGGGGUGGUAUUAACAGUGUCUGUACAAAAGAAAUUUGGAUAUAUAUUACCACUGGGUUUAGGUUAUUUAUCGUUAGCUGUUGCUGCUGCUGCUGCUUGGCCAUGGCUGACAUUCACAGCCACAUUCAUCCAGGUCAGGGAAUAAAAGACAAAUCUGUAGGAUUUGAUUUUUCACUUGAAAACAAGUCUUUGUCUGUAGAUCUAAUAUUUAAUCAAUUGUAUUGUAUUAAUUUUAAUGAGAAUCGUUUCAUUUAUGCGGCUUCA